Molecule: messenger RNA, 1560 nt
Organism: Aspergillus melleus
Lineage: Eukaryota; Fungi; Ascomycota; Eurotiomycetes; Eurotiales; Aspergillaceae
Product: fungal specific transcription factor domain-containing protein
Exons: 5
Coding region: 1-1560 (519 amino acids)
Biological process (GO): DNA-templated transcription
Molecular function (GO): DNA binding; zinc ion binding
Source: RefSeq, a predicted model, not a curated record
AUGCUAUUUGCUGCAAGCAGCUUCAUUCCGGUCGACGUCGCCAAGCAGUGUGGCUACGAUUCUCUUAUCUCUGCACGCGAUGAGCUAUAUCGGAGAUCCAAGUUGCUGUACCGCAGUGGCACCGAAAGUGACCCGUUGACAAUCUCCCGAUCGGCCUUACUGUUGUCCUACUAUACAUCCAACACGGAGAUCAUCGCAAAUUCAAGAUGGUUACGAAUUGCCAUCAAGAAUGCCAAAAGCGAAGGCGCCGAUUGUUACUAUGUCCCCAAAGCCCAGGGACCGAGAAAACAGUCGGACCUGAAAAGAGUUUGGUGGUGCUGUCUUAUUCGCGAUCGGAUCAUCUCUCUUGGGAUGCACCGCCCAAUCCAAAUCACGCCAUUAGAAUUCGACCUUCAUCAGCAGGGCUUGGCCAUUGACGACAUGAGAGACGAGAUAUUCUACUCUGAAGUAUAUGGACCAGAAACCAAAUCUGCGUUAUGCCAAGUAUUGUCGAGUCUCUGUCAUUUUGCAGCCACGGUAACCACGUUGCUCACGAUCCUCUAUCCUGCAAAACGCAAGGCUGCUAUGAAGAUGGAAAGCCACGAUCGUGUGCUGGCAAAGUUGGAAGAGGCCAAAUCGUCUUUGUUGCAAUGGGAACUCGAUUGGAUGGCGCACGUUAAUGACAACGAUUUCCAUCUGCAUUCGUCACUGAUAUUAAAUACCAAUCUUGUUGCGCUAUAUUACCAGUCUGCCCGUAUCGCGCUUUGCAAUCACAAGUGUCUCAUGAUUGGCGACACGAGCUCCCCAAAGGCCGCAGACCAAGAGCAGCUGGAGUUCUGUCGGACAGAGCUGGUACGAGCAAUUGGCUCGACGGCGGAGAGAGUGAAGCAGCUCCUGACGAAUGGAGUUGCCGACAAGCUCCCGAUCAGUGCUGUCGCCUAUACGAUGCUACCUCAGAUCCUGCUCAGCGUGAAGACGCAGCUUUCACGAAUCCCCGAAGACAAGCAAAGCCACGAAGUAACGCUAGUCUUCUUCAUGGAAGUCAACCGCCACUACAGUUUCAGAUACUAUACCAAGCGUGUUCUGGCAGUCACCUCGGCCGCUCUUCAGCUCUGCCAACAAUCCGCCAUGUCAGAGACAGAUACGGAUACAGAUUCCAGCACGAUGCUUCGCUCGGACUGCUUUUUCGAUCUGUUUGAGCUCCGCCUGGCCGAGUAUACCCGGCUCCUCCGAUACAUUGACGAAUGCUUCUUCAUGCAGGACAAUCCCGACGAGGACAGACCGCUACCGAUAACCGGCGUCGGAGCAUCUGACCAUGACAUGCUUUCCAUUCCGCCGGUCUCAGAGCCCGAAGCUGCCAUCGAGACAUCGACGCCGGUUUGGAUGGAGGCGAUGGAACUGUCUUUCUUUGGAUCGGGGACCCUCGAAGCGUUGCUACCAAGCUCAACGCUGGAAGAAAGCCCGACCAUGCUGCCAUCUGAGAGCCCGGAUAGUUUACAGCCUCAACAUAGUGGACCCGAGGAGGACAAAUCAGAACCUUCGCAGGAAGUGCUGGAAUGCUUACGAUUAUUUGGAGAAUAA